GGGGUCUCCUGGGGGCGGGCGGGUCCCCUCGGGGGGCUCGGUCUUGGCGGGCGGGCGGGCCGGCCCAGGGGCUCCGCAGCCCUCCCCGUAGGGCCCUGCCCGCCUCCUCUUCCUCCCGCGUAAGGGCUGGCUGGCUGGUUGGGCAUGACUUGGCAUCCUGGCUGCAGCAGAACAUAGCCUGGGAGCAACAUGUCCCGAAGAUAUGAUUCAAGAACCACCAUCUUCUCCCCAGAGGGUCGCCUCUACCAGGUGGAGUAUGCGAUGGAAGCCAUUGGGCACGCGGGCACCUGCCUAGGAAUUCUAGCAAACGAUGGAGUCUUACUGGCCGCUGAGCGUCGCAACAUCCACAAACUUCUGGAUGAGGUCUUCUUUUCGGAGAAAAUAUACAAGCUGAAUGAGGACAUGGCGUGCAGCGUGGCCGGCAUUACUUCAGACGCCAACGUGCUGACCAAUGAGCUGAGGCUGAUAGCGCAAAGAUAUCUGUUGCAGUACCAGGAGCCGAUCCCUUGCGAGCAGCUGGUCACCGCCCUAUGUGAUAUCAAGCAAGCUUACACACAGUUUGGGGGAAAACGUCCCUUUGGGGUCUCGCUGCUGUACAUCGGCUGGGAUAAACAUUACGGGUUCCAGCUGUAUCAGAGUGAUCCCAGCGGAAACUACGGCGGGUGGAAAGCCACAUGCAUCGGAAACAACAGCGCCGCAGCUGUCUCAAUGUUGAAGCAGGACUACAAAGAGGGAGACAUGACUUUGAAAUCCGCACUCGCUUUAGCUGUCAAAGUCCUGAACAAGACCAUGGACGUUAGUAAGCUGUCUGCAGAGAAAGUUGAAAUUGCAACCCUCACGCGAGAGAAUGGGAAGACAGUAAUCAGGGUUUUAAAGCAAAAAGAAGUGGAGGUGUUGAUCAAGAAGCACGAAGAGGAGGAAGCGAAAGCCGAGCGCGAAAAGAAAGAGAAAGAGCAGAGAGAAAAAGAUAAAUAAACCAAGGCCCCGGAAGGUGGGAGAAAAGGGUCUGUUUGUACAGAAUUUGAGAUAUGUGCACAUGGGCGUGGAAGGAGCCAGAAAUUCUACGCACCGAUUCAGCUCGUUAUACCAUUGAAGCGAAUUAUUCCUGCCCUCCUUCACUUGGUUUCUUUCCAUCUUUAAUUCUUCUUUUUUUUAUUGCACAAUAAAAAACUUUUAAAAAACGAUGCUGUCAGAAGUUU
Messenger RNA from Sphaerodactylus townsendi, 1199 nucleotides. RefSeq names its product proteasome 20S subunit alpha 4 (gene PSMA4). Lineage: Eukaryota; Metazoa; Chordata; Lepidosauria; Squamata; Sphaerodactylidae. The record is from RefSeq and is a predicted model, not a curated record. Gene Ontology annotation, biological process: ubiquitin-dependent protein catabolic process. Gene Ontology annotation, cellular component: nucleus; proteasome core complex; proteasome core complex, alpha-subunit complex. The coding region runs from base 190 to 975 and encodes 261 amino acids. The transcript has 9 exons.